AGAAAAAAAAAUAACGUCAAAAGUAAAUGUCAAAAAAGUAUGGACACGAUAGGGUCGUAGUUUUGGCGCCGCUGGUUAGUCCGUUCGAGUUCGACGACGUGCGGAAGAGUUCGCGAGUAGGUGACGGGGGCCCGAAGGCCCCUCAUCCACACCGUCUGCCCACGUAAAGUAACCGUGCGCUCUUAAAACCUGUAGUGGACGUGCCGUUGGCCUCGGCCAUUAAAACCACCGACAACACAGCGGACCCAGUUAAAAAUGGUCGCCCCAUCAUGCUAGAGUCUCUGCAGAUGUUCCUCUUUCUAUUCAAGUCUAAGUAUCGACGGAAAUGUCCGGACGCGAGCGCCGUCGUUUUUUGCUCCUUUGUGCUGGUGUUGGGGGCCGCAUGUUCGCUCGUAGCCGCCAAGUGUCAAGACAACGGCGAUUGCGGACCUCACGGAAAGUGCGUCAAUGACACCUGCGUAUGCUCGGAAGGAUGGCAAGGAAGUAAUUGCCAGUUUUGUGCUGGAAAAAUACGUUUGGCAAGUCCAACCGGUACAAUUCACGACGGUUUGGGUAAUUAUUCAAUCGGCCUGAAAUGUUCCUGGUUAAUAGAUGCACCAAACUCAACGAUAACUUUUCAUCUGGAAGAGUUUGCGACGGAAUGCGGGUGGGAUCAUUUGUACAUCUUCGACGGAGACAGUGUCGAGUCGCCUUUACUUGCUGUAUUCAGCGGUUUAAUGUACCGACACGAUUACAGUAUUCGCAAAGUACCCGAAGUUGUGGCCACUUCCGGUUCGGCUCUUGUCCAUUUUUUCAGUGACGACGCUUACAACAUGUCUGGUUUUAAUAUGACGUAUCGUUUAAACGCUUGUCCUUCGAAAGUUUCGGGAAUGGUUUGUUCUGGGAAUGGGAUCUGCAUCGAUAAGGUAUGCACGUGCGAUGGGAAAUGGGGUGGGAGUGCUUGUCAUAUCGAGAAAUGUCCAAAUAGUUGUAAUAGUCAUCUCGGGAGAGGGUAUUGCGAACAUAUGGGUUGCGUUUGUAAUAAUGGGUAUAAAGGAGAUGAUUGUGGUCAAUUGGCUGAUAACGGUUAUUGGGAAGCGAUUCAACCGUCUGGAUUUGUUCCGCCCGGAUCUGCGUCGCAUGGAGCUGCCGUUUGGAGAGAUUCUCUGUAUAUAAUUGCUGGGCAAAGGUAUGAUAUUAACAGUACCAGUAUUAUCUAUACGUAUGAUUUUAAUGGAAACGUUUGGGAAACGCAUCAUUAUAAUGAAGGUCCGUCUUUACGUUAUGCUCAUUCUACAGUAUUAUAUGGUGACAAGAUUUUUAUUUAUGGCGGUGUAGUUGGAAACCGAGGACCAACAGCGGAAUUAUGGGCUUUUGAUAUUAAUGCUAAAGCUUGGGAAAACGUUACAGUUAAAUCUGGUCCUUGCAACGCAAGUUAUUUACUUUGUGGUCCUUUAGAACUAUCCGGGCACACAGCUACAAUAGUCACGAAUAGUAAUAAAAAAUCUGAUCGAAUGAUUGUAAUUUUUGGGUAUUCACCUCGUUAUGGCUAUUUGAACAACGUUCAAGAAUACUAUUUUGGUACUAGAGAGUGGCAUAAUGUAAAUACAGAUGGUUAUCCUGUUAAAGGGGGAUAUGGUCACACCGCCACUUACGAUAGUUACAGCAUGAUGAUUUACGUUUAUGGUGGAUAUAUUUCAUCUGAAAAUCAAAACUCAAUGUUGAGUAAAGCUUUGUAUUCGUAUGAACCGAUUAGCAGAAUUUGGCGAUUAUUAAACGAAGGUCCUUCCGUAAGAUUCUUGCAUACAGCAACGUUUAUUUCACCGGGAUUGAUGUUGAUUUUUGGCGGAAAUACUCACAAUGAUACUGCUCAUAGUUUCAGAGCGAAAUGUUAUAGCUCGGAAUUACUUGCUUACGAAGUCGCGUGCGAUUCGUGGCACACAUUAAGCAUUCCUAUAGAAUUAAGUGCUGAUUUAUCGAGGUAUGGACAUUCGGCAGUAAUUUUUGAAAAUUCUCUUUAUAUUUAUGGCGGAUUUGACGGACAGAUGCUUUCGGAUAUUUUAAAAUACACAGCCGGAAAUUGUAGCGCACUAAAAAACCAAACAGCAUGUUUAAGUCAAAAACCGGGCGUUAGUUGUGCAUGGGACAAUAGUAACUCAAAGUGCAUCCCAAUAAACGAUAGAUCAAUCAAAUGGUACGAACUUCAAGACGCUCGAACAGAACCGGGGUGUACAAUGUGUAAAUGUCCGAUAUCAAGUCGAACUGACAUCACACAAAGUAUUCUAAAUAAAAAACAAAAGUGUAAUGGGAUUCAAGAUUGUACCUCUUGCGUCCAAACAAGUUACGAUUGCGUUUGGUGCAAUGGAAAUUGUACGCACAGUACUGAUUGUAAAGAAAGUCUUUUGGGGAUUGUGGAGAUGAAAUCGUGCUUGCCAGAUCCAGCGCCUCUUUGCAACCAACUCCAUACAUGCACAUCAUGCGGCCUUAAUUCGUUUUGUAACUGGGAAUUUGAAGGAAAAGUUAGAUGCGGUAAUGCUCAAGUUCCCAGUGAGCGAACAACAUGCGCUAAAGUAUGCUCGGAGUAUACAUCCUGUUUAAAUUGUACCGAAGAAGAAUGUAUAUGGUGCCAAAACGAAGGAAGAUGUAUCGAUAAAAACGCUUACAUCUCCAGUUAUCCAUACGGACAAUGCCGAGAAUGGACAACAAAAACCACCACCUGUCGUAGUGGUGGAAAGGAAGAGAAAUCCCAGUGUAGUUCUUAUUUAACGUGCGGACAGUGUAGGGACGAACCAGCAUGCGGUUGGUGCGAUGACGGAUCAAAAACCGGUCUGGGAAAAUGUAUGCCCGGUGGAUAUGCAGGGCCAACACUUCACACCCAAUCCUUACCAUCGAAUACAUGUCCAUCGGAUCGUUGGCAUUUCACUACUUGCCCUUUAUGUCAAUGCAACGGCCACGCAAGCUGCCGGGGAAAUACUAGCGUUUGCCAAUCGUGCAGCGACUUAACAACUGGACCACAUUGCGAAAAAUGUGUUCCAGGUUAUUGGGGAAGUCCCGUAAAUGGCGGGAAAUGUCAACCUUGCGAAUGCAACGGACAUGCCACACAAUGUCAUUCAGAUACUGGGAAAUGUUUUUGUACUACUAAAGGUUUAAUUGGGGAUCAUUGUGAAAAGUGUGAUCAAGCAAAUCAUUAUACUGGAGAUCCAUCUAAUAAGGGAUCCUGUUUUUAUGCCCUGGCGAUUGAUUAUCAGUUUACCUUCAACCUUUCCAAGAAGGAAGACCGUCACUAUACCCAAAUCAACUUCCAAAAUUCACCGAACAAACCCGAUAUAGACGCUGAAUUUAUGAUAGCGUGUUCCGUCAUGGCUAAAAUGAACGUAACGGUGCGAAAAGCCAACUCAAAAGAGGAAAAAGCAAUAUACACGGCUCAUAACUGUACUAAUAAUUUUAAAACUAGGUUUCUAAAGUCUGAGUAUAAUUUCGGCGAAGAGAACAAUGUUUCCUUAACGACUUUUUACGUAUACGUUUAUGACUUCCAAUCACCACUUUGGAUACAAAUAUCAUUCUCUCAAUAUCUUAAACUCAACAUUCAACAGUUCUUCAUUACAUUUUCAUCAUGUUUCUUAGCGUUGCUCUUGGUAGCAGCAUUUUUAUGGAAAAUUAAACAACGUUACGACAUGUAUCGUCGUCGUCAAAGACUCUUCGUUGAAAUGGAACAAAUGGCUUCCAGACCGUUUUCUCAAGUGCUGGUUGAAUUGGAGGGUAAGGAACGAAUCGAUGAGAAUACAAUAUCAACAGUCACUGAUUCGAAGAAGAAAAAACGCGAUUCUCCAAGUCCGAUUGCUUUGGAACCGUGCAAUGGAAAUCGGGCCGCUGUUUUAAGCCUUCUCGUUCGUUUACCAACGGGUGGGGAACCAUAUGUGGUAAAAGGUCAAUCGGCUGGCUUGGCAAUAGCCAGCGCAUUGGUAACUUUGGGUAAUCCCAGAAGAGUCAGUAUAGACCAAGUGAAGACGGACACGAAGUGUUUAAAAGGUCGGAAGGCCCAAAGCCAACACCCGGACAGUUGUCUUUAGUGUAAAUAGAUAGUUGUUCGUCCAAAAAAUACCAAGAAAAUUUAGAGGUUUUUAAUUUUGAAACAUUUGGUAAUUUUUUUUACCAAUUUUUUUUUAAUCGCUCCAUAACUAUUUUUUUUCUUAGUGUGGUUAUGAAACGUAAAAGACAAAACUUAGGGUGAGUAAAUGGUGCACAUGACCGAAACAGAGUAAGUAGUUUUUAAGGUUAUAUUUUUAUAGGAGAUUUGAACAAAGAGGCGUUUUUUAAUUUUUUUUUAGUUUAAAAUAGGGGAGAUUUUUAUUUUAUGUUUUAAGGUAACAAAACGGGGGAAGUUGGUGUAAAAUUUGAUUUUUUUUUUUUCCAAAGUAAUUACAUUUUUCUUCCAAUCUCUUGACAUCAUUAAUUAUGAUUAAUUUUUUUAUUUUUAUUUGGCAUCAAAUUUUAUACCAAAGACACACAUUUCCUCUAAAACAUGAGAUUUUCUCUAACAGUUUUUUUAUUUUUAUAUUUCUUUUAAAGCCUUUUCAUUUUUUUUUAUUGAGUGUUUUUGUGAAUGUAGAUUUUCGAAAAUGUGAUAUUAUAUAUUCCAUAUUUAGGUUUUCUUUAAUUGAGAAUAAAAGAGAUUAUGUAUAAUUAUAAACAGUGGACUGUUUUAAAAUAUUGUUUAACGUGAUUCUUAUUGCUUGCUCACUGAUUUUUUAACCUUGUUUUCCUUAAGACUAUUAUAUUCUUAAUAUCCAAUUUAAUUAAAUAAAGUGACAAUUUUUCUUUUAGGUUUAAUGUUAAAUCAUUAUUAUUACUAUUAUUAUAUUGUACGAUGUAAUAUUAUACUAUAGCUUAUCAUAAUUAACUAAAACUGAUAUUUUGUUAACGCAAAAAUUACAGCAAAGAACAUAAUUUUUAAACAGAUGUAGAUGGUUAACUGAAUUAAGUUUGUGGUUAUAAACAUUAGGCUUAAUUUCAUUUUUAUAAAGAUAAAGAUUCUGAUAUUUUGUACCCACAAGUUAAAUUCAAUUAAUUAACUAUAAAUAUAGUGACCCAUUCAUUUAUGUGAAUUUAUUCAGCUCAAUGUAAUUGAGACUUAAUAAUACCUAAAAUCAUGUUAAUUACAUUUUAUUGUUUGACGAUGGUGAAAAUAAUUAAACUAGUAAAUGAAGGGAUUAACAAAUAAUUCAUUUUGUAUGGUAGAAAUCGCUUUUAGUUACUAUAUUUGAUAGAUUCAGAGUUAAUCCUCAAAUGAUGAAGAUAUAAGCGAUUUCUUCUGUAUAUUAUUUGAGCUUGAAUAAGUAAUAAAAAAAUGAUCAAAUUCUACUAUCUAUGUAUGUAUGUAUAAAGUUUUAAGUCGUCCAAACUUUUUUUAUUUUUUUAUAUCUAUGCCUGUAGCGAACAAAAUAUAGCAUAUUGUGUGUUUACGUCUUAGAGAGAGACUGAUAUUUAUUACGAUAGGUUUUUGUCGUUUUAUUUUUAAUUUCUAUUUUCGUACAUUGUUAAAAAGAAAGAUUUUCAAUUGGUAAUUGGGUUUUAACUUUCCUCUUCUUUUCCAUCCUAGUCCUUCUAACUUAAGAAUCACCAGUGCGUUUAUAUAUUUCUAUGAUCUCAUGUCCAUAGUUUGUUUUAUCUUUCGUACUAAACCAUCUAAAGCGUAAUUAUUCCAUGAUAUAUUUUACAUUGCAGGAUAUAUGAUAAAUAAAAUUUGAUUCCAUUUUCGUACUGCCUGUACCUUUGUAUUGGUUCUUUUUGUAAAUAUAUUAUCUAAUAUUUUAAAAUGUGA
Molecule: messenger RNA, 5800 nt
Organism: Onthophagus taurus
Lineage: Eukaryota; Metazoa; Arthropoda; Insecta; Coleoptera; Scarabaeidae
Gene: dsd
Product: attractin-like protein dsd
Cellular component (GO): Golgi apparatus
Molecular function (GO): protein binding
Source: RefSeq, a predicted model, not a curated record